This is a messenger RNA of Carassius auratus (goldfish), 4063 nucleotides long. RefSeq names its product probable G-protein coupled receptor 139. Bases 181 to 1272 code for a protein of 363 amino acids. The transcript has 2 exons. Lineage: Eukaryota; Metazoa; Chordata; Actinopteri; Cypriniformes; Cyprinidae. Gene Ontology annotation, biological process: phospholipase C-activating G protein-coupled receptor signaling pathway. Gene Ontology annotation, molecular function: neuropeptide receptor activity. The record is from RefSeq and is a predicted model, not a curated record. Gene Ontology annotation, cellular component: plasma membrane.
CCUCACAUCCCUGCCUCUCUUCCCAUCACAUCGCCGGCUUCAUCGCCUUUCAUCGUCUGUGUCUCUGCCGCGCAGUCAUCCUCCAGUUCCCACACGUGUCAGCCGGCUCUUCCUCUGCAUGUCUGUCGGUCCAGCUGUGGUUCAUCUUCUCUCUGGAGCUUGAAGGAGGGCAGAGAGGCCAUGGAGCACAGCCACAUCUUCACCGUGCUGUCCACCAACUCCAGUUCCUGGAGUCCUCGCGGUUGCCCUCUCGGACAGUUUCCUGUCAUCUACUACAGUUCCUUGCUGUGCCUCGGCCUGCCUGCAAACAUCCUCACCGUGAUCAUCCUUUCUCAGCUGGUGCUGCGGCGACAGAAAUCGUCCUAUAACUACCUACUGGCCUUGGCCAUAGCUGACAUCCUGGUCCUGCUGUUGAUCGUAUUUGUGGACUUCCUGUUGGAGGACUUCAUUCUCGAAGCCCCUCUUCCCCACUCACUAAACAAAGCUGUGCAGGUGCUGGAGUUCGCUUCCAUCCAUACCUCCAUCUGGAUCACGGUUCCCCUGACCGUGGACCGCUACAUUGCUGUAUGCCAUCCCCUGCGCUACCACACCGUCUCCUACCCGGCCCGAACUCGCAAAGUGAUCUUGGGGGUGUACGCUGGCUGCCUGAUCACCAGCGUCCCAUAUUACUGGUGGCCAGAGCUGUGGCACGGGCUGCCGGGAGCCAGCUCUGGGGGUCGCAGUAGCAGUGCAGGCCAGCAUGUGUUGGUUUGGGUCCACUGUGCAAUGGUUUACCUGCUCCCCUGCUCUGUUUUCUUCUCACUCAAUGCCAUCAUUGUACGCAAGCUCCGUUGCCGCCGUAACUGCUUCCGUCUGCGCGGCUACUCCACUGGAAAAACCACAGCCAUCCUGCUGGCCAUUACCUCGGUGUUCGCAGUGCUUUGGGCACCACGCACCCUCAUGAUCCUUUACCACCUUUACACGGCCCAACCGGCAACGCCUGGACCGGCCAGGCUGCUGCAUUUGGUCACAGACGUGGCGAACAUGCUGGCACUUCUCAACACUGGGGUCAACUUCUUCCUGUACUGCUUCAUCAGCAAGCGUUUCCGCAGGAUGGCCAGCAUGGUGCUAAAGGCCCUUUUCCGGUGCAGGAAGCAGCCGCCAACAUUUUACGCCAGUCACAACUUCUCCAUCACCAGCAGCCCUUGGAUCUCACCAGCCAACUCACACUGCAUCAAGAUGUUGGUUUACCAGUACGACAAGAACGGCAAACCAGUCUGCAUUUCCUCCUGAACGCCAAAUCGAGUCAUGCCGUACCAAUAUAACGCUGGCUACUAAGUCAGGUGAGGCGAGCUUGGGAAAAGUCCUUCCCAACUGGUGACAAGCAGAAGGCGGCGAUUGGUUUGUUGGAAAGUGCCUCAACGAAAGAUCCAGUGUCAGGUUCAGAGACAUCUUGUGGCCAAAAUAUGGUUCUUUAGCUGGCAAAAACAAACAAAAAAACAAGUAGAAGUGGUCAUUAAGCUAUAACAUGCUAAUGCCUUUCAGGAUAUUAAUGCAAAAAAUGACUCAAUCUCCAAGUCAAGAGACUUCAUGAAAGGCUUGCUCGCAUUGAAGGCAGUGACUGUCCAAUUAGACCAAUAUACAUAUUGAUGUGAUUUAAAGAGUUUUUCUCUAUUAGGGCUGGGCAAUAUAAAAAUAAAUGUAUGUCUCAGUAUAAUACCAAUUAACAAUAUUCAUUAAUUUUUCAAUACUUUUGCAUUUGUUCUUGAUAAAUUUAAAAAGGUGGGCUUUUUUUUGCCCUCAUAGAAAAUAGUCCAAAUCAACACCAGUUUAAUAAAACAUAUUUAUCUUAUUUAUAUGAAUCUCUUAUUUACAAUGCAUUUCCAUAUUGUAAAUGCCUGUUCACACCAAGCAUGAUAACUAUAAAGAUACUCAUAAAGAUAUAGUUCUAAAAGUCGUUCUCCACACCACAACUAUAACAAUAAAGACUAAGAGAAACAAUAUCAUUGGAAUCACAGCUGAUAAACGCUAAAAAAUUUGACAGCCAAUUAGAAUCCAUCCUGCUGUAACAAGAUCGACAAUUUAAAGCGGCCGGAGAGUGUGCACUUAGAAUAAACAGUUCUGCCGUUUUUUAUUUCAUAAUUGUGAGAUAUGAACUAUUGUGUUAACAAUUGUGUUAAAAAAUAUAAUUUCAUCAGAAUCUGACUUUACAGGAAAAGACGUCAGAAUUGUGAGAAACAAGUUCGCAAUUGUGAGAAAAAUUUAGAAUAGCAAGAAAAAGUCUGAAACUGGCUACCAUAAAUGAUUUGUGAGCUUGUAGAAUAAAGAAAGUCAGCGUUGAACAAAAACUUCCAUGUCUCUGAUUGGUCAGUGCUUAUUGGCCAACAGGCUCAACAUUGUUAAAUGCUGAAAAUAGAAACCUUUGAUGCUCUUCUCCAAGCACUCACAAAUAUGGGCACAGAUUAAUUUCAAAGCAUGCACAACAACAGACAUAUUCGCCAUAUAUAAACUGAACUCUUAAACAUGAUAAUCCCUACAUUUUAAUCGUCAGCAAUGUCAAUGCGAUAAUGUCUCCAGUAUUCGAUGUAUCGCCCAGCCCUAGUCUCUAGCAUGGUUUCAGUUGAAUAUGCACCAAAGCAACGUUUUACAUGAAGAUAAAGAAUACAAAGCCAGAGCCAAUGAGAUGCUACUGUAUGUCAACAACCUUUCCCCUCUCACCUUCUCAUCAGAGAGACGGAGAACUCCCUCCCUUUGUGACAUUAAAAAACCAUGCUGGCAUUUUCAUUUAAUAUGCUGUUGGUCUCCAAGGGCCGGUCGCAAACAGCACAAGCUCUUAUGAAAGAAUCAAGCCUUUAGACAUGCUCAGUGCUGGAAACCCGCUUUGUUAUUGCUGCCUGAUGAAGAAUAAUUACAAAAACGCAAAGACUUCUGCUUCAGCAAAAAGCUUCUGGUGCAACUGACUGUUAAGUGUACAAUUAAGGCAAAAAAUACCUUUAGAGGAGAACUAUUCUUUAUUAGUUAAAUCAGUAUUCUAAGCAACAUCGACACUCAUUGCUCGGUACAUAAACAGAUUUUCUAUCACAGUGACAAACACUACAUAAUUAAGACUUUUCAACUUCUGCCACACACGUACACACACUCAUUUAUCUUCGCUGAGCAGGCUCAAGAAAAAAGAAAGCGAGAAAGAGAAUGCUUUUCAAAUAAAAUCAAUUGCUGUCUCCAGAGUGAGCUAUUGGAGGAAACGACAUUCAUUCAUCUUCGCUGCGGCGUGGAGUAACAGUCUGCCAUCUGGAGUGCUUAAACUGUGGUGCAUAUAUAUAUUUCACCUAUACAGCGGGGAACGUGUUCAUAGAUAAGCUAGAUAACUUAAAAAUGUAUGAUUUCUGUCGUAGACAAGGCUGUGUUCGCCUGUCUCAUUACAGCAGGGCGAGCUAUGAAUGCUAAAUGCUGUGUUGCUGGUAAAAUGUAAAAAAGAAAAAUAGUUUCUUUCUUCAGAAUUGAAAUGGUGACUUUCCAUUACAGCGUCCUUUUAAAAAAACUGGCUUUUUUGUGGCUUUAAGCCCAUGUUUGUAAGCCCUAAGGACCAGUUUGAGAUAUGUAAUGUAUGCUUGCAAACUCUUUAAAGUUGAUCAUUUAUAUAUUUAAAAUCUUCAGUGUUUUAAUUCCAGGGUAAUGGACAAAAAAUAUUAACUUAUUUUGUUUGCAAGGUCACAUGUUUUGUCCAAAAAUGCUCUUCCAUAUGAUUGAGUGAAUCCAUUCUUUUGAAUGAAUAUUUUAAGUGAACAAUUCUAUUUGUUCUUGCUCACUUCUGUACAUGGACUGAAACAUGUGACUAAUUUUCUCUCUGUAAAGAGUCUAUAACACACCUACAUAGUGCUGGGUAGAUUACUUACAGACUGUAAUCUGUGACUGAUUGCACAUUGCAUGAUGAAAAUUGUAGUCAUUAUUGUAAUUUGGAUUACUCAGAUGAUGUAUUCUGACUACUUUUGAAUUAUGUAUUCUGUAUUUUUUUUAUCAUUAGGAUUAUUAUUGUUAUUAAGAUAAUGAGAAAUAAAAUAUGACCAUUAAUCAACAUCAGAGAAGA